ACGCCAAUCAUACUCUCUACCGGGAGUGCACAGAACAGCAACAGCCUUACUUUUACACCGAAAUGCAGCUGACAGACUGAAAUACAAGCAUUUGAUGAAUGAGAAUUGGGGCACCCUCAGGAAGCUGACAGACUGAAAUACAGGCAUUCAAUAAACUGGCAACAUUGGGCGGCUUGAAACCGCCUGUGCUGAAUAACAUUGGCUGUUCCGUGGCGCCCCCUCCGCGCUCAGGAUCCCGGAAGUGGCCGUGUGAGAUCAUGAUGACCGGUGAGAGAGAGCCUCCAUCAUGUUUUCUGGAUGAAAAGACCUUCCGGCUUUGCUGUCGGCUUUUUCUCCAGCACUCGGAGAGCAUCCAGGACGGCUGGAUCUGGGAGCAGAUCAAGGGCUCUGAUGAAGGCUUCAUGAAGAAGACUGUGCUCGUCCCUGUAAAAUCAAGCCUUUUGGACAAACAACAUGAGUCCAUACAGGCUGAAAACACUGAACUUCUGACAGACGACAUUGAGGCAGACGCUGAGGAUGAAACGGCUGGAGUUGAUGCAGUGUGUGAAAGUCAUGCUGUGCUGCGCUAUGAAUACCACGUUCUGUAUUCCUGCAGCUAUCAGAUCCCCGUCCUCUAUUUCAGAGCAUCAGCGUUAGAUGGGCGCCCGCUUUCUCUGGAGGAGGUGUGGAGCAACGUUCAUCCAAACUACAGACAGAGGCUGAAGCAGGAGCCCUGGGACACACUGACACAGCAGGAACAUCCUCUACUUGGCCAGCCGUUUUUCAUGCUUCAUCCGUGUCGCACAGAGGAGUUCAUGAAACCCGCUCUGGAUUUAGCCCACGCUCAAAACAGGAGGGUGAACUAUAUUGUGAGCUGGCUCAGUGUUGUGGGUCCUGUUGUCGGCCUGGACGUCCCUCUAACCUUCAGCACUGCAGUUUCUGCUCCAGAUUGAUGCGUCUUUCUGUCGACAUGCUCUGAUCUUCAGUUUCCAGAGGACCUGUGGUCAAUCUGCAGAAAUGGGUUAUCAUUAACCAUCAUGAACCGUCUCUAAAUGGUUAAAAUGGUAAAGAGUUGUCAGAAGCGCAGGAACAAGUGCACAAACAAGCUCAGACUUUUUUUUUUUUAAACAUUUAUUUAAAGAUUUACAAUGACAGAACAGGUGGUCUCAUGUCAUCAUAUACAAUAAUAUAGCCAUCUAUUAUACAAUCGCCCAUCGGUUAGUAAUUCAAGUCUUUUGAAGGGUAAAAUUAACCAAAAAUAAAUGAAUUAAAAUAAAAUAUAAAUAGUCUUUCAAGAUACAUUCUCCAAAAACUCUCAUAGAAGAUUCCAGAUAUGCUAGAAAUCCUGAGAUUGCUGACACAAGUCAUAAGUAGGCCCACAUGGAAUCUGCAGAUGUUUAGCUCAUCAUUGAUUCUGUUUAUUUACUUGUGUAAAUGUGUGUAAAUUCAUAUUUAUUCAGUUUUUAAAUUAAUUUCAGUGAUAUUAUUGACUAAUAUGAAAAUGUUCAUAUGGUUUAUUCACAAUAUAGUUUGUAAAUUAAUAUUUUCAGUCUUUUAGUAGAGAUAUUAUAUGAGAGACUUGCUUUGUUUACCAAAUAAAGUGGAUCUAAUGGGAUUUGCAUUGUACACAAUAAAUAAAAGUUAUAAAUGUGUUACUUUUUAGUUCAUAUAUUAAGGUUUUAGUGACGAUACUUCCAAAAUAAUUCUGCAUAAAUCAAAUUUUUACCAAAAUUCUGCGCAGAAGUGGCAAAAAAUGUCUGCAGAUUCCCUCUGGCGCUACUCAUCAGUCAGUUUUUCCAAGGGUAAGAAAUAAGGGUAAGAUUUAUCCACAUAUUGACCGAAGGAACGUUAGGAGAGGAACUCAACAAAAUAAUACAUUUUCUUGCAAGAUAUGUACAAAAGUGUAACACACUUAAUAUUUUCCAUAUUAAAAGGAGUUUUUGUCCUUACCAACACCUGAAAUUUAUAUUUCAGAAACUGUUUGUAUUUCUCACAGGUGAACAACAGGAUAAACUGAUCAGCUCAGGUACAGCUCAUGUGCUUUAUUCAGUGUUAAAUACUCAUAAUGUGAGUUUGAAUGCCAUUUUACAUGACAUUUAUUGCCAUACUACUGAAAGCAGCAGCAGAUAGUUCACCUCACAUCUGGAAAAUAUAAUAAACUGUUUGAAAUUGAACUUUAGAACCGUGACUCUGCGAGCCAACACAUAUUAGUGAUUCAGCAUCUACAUUUAAUAAUGUUGAAGAGGUUUAAUAUGUAUUAAUUAGAUUAUAAACCUUACAAAUUCACUGGAGUGCAGUGAGUGCACUAUUCUGUGCUUCUGAAUGGCUGUAUUUACAUUUCUGUCGUGUUUCGGCUGGUGCAAACAGCCAAAUUGCUUAUCGCUGCAAAUCUCGUCUUGUAAUGUGUUGUUAGGACACGGGGUUACAAUGUAACCUGCUCACCUAAU
Danio aesculapii is the source of this 2426-nucleotide messenger RNA. It is a transcript of the gene atg10, whose product is annotated as ATG10 autophagy related 10 homolog (S. cerevisiae). Gene Ontology annotation, cellular component: intracellular anatomical structure. Gene Ontology annotation, molecular function: Atg12 transferase activity. NCBI's taxonomy places the organism in Eukaryota, Metazoa, Chordata, Actinopteri, Cypriniformes, Danionidae. Gene Ontology annotation, biological process: protein lipidation; protein modification by small protein conjugation; macroautophagy. The record is from RefSeq and is a predicted model, not a curated record. The transcript has 9 exons. Bases 258 to 932 code for a protein of 224 amino acids.